AUGAAGCUCAUUGUUUGGAAUGCUAGGGGAGUAAAUAAUGAUGAUUUUCUAUCUCAUGCAUGGGGUCUUGUUUGUACUCAUAAGCCUGAUGUUUUGAUCUUGUUAGAAACAAAGUUUGAUGCUGGUAGAGCUGUUGAUCUUAGGAAACAACUUAAUUUUUCUGAGAAUAAAGUUAUUCCUGCUAGGGGGCUAAGAGGAGGGAUCUGUGUUUUUUGGAAAUCUACUCUGGAUUCACUUUACUACACAGAAGAUGAACAUAAAUUCCACUCCCUUUUUAAGUUCCAUAAUCAUCAGCCUGAAGUGUUAAUUACAGUGCAUGCACCUAGUAUUCCUAGGCAAAGACAUUCAUUUUGGAAUGAUUUGAAGUCUAAUCUCCCUCCUUCAUCCACUCCUUGGUUAGUUGUUGAAGAUAUUAAUGAAGUUACCUCCCAGGGUGAAAAGCGGGGAGGAAGAGCUUUUAGGUCUUCUUAUUGUAGGGACUUCAACAAUUUCACCGAUGCUGCUGGUCUAAUGGACUUAGGAACUGUUGGAAACCCUUACACCUGGGAAAAUGCUAGAUAUGGAAGAAGAGUUAUAAGGGAACGUCUUGAUCGUGCAAUCACAAAUGCAGCUUUUGUAGAAGUUUUUCCUCAGGUAAAGGUUACUACUCUUGUUAGAAAAUAUUCUGAUCAUAAUCCAAUUUUGAUUAGUCUAUGUGAUGAUCCUGUGAGAGGUCCAUUCCCCUUUAGAUGUAAAGAGGUUUGGUUGCAACAUGAUAGAUUUAAAUAUUUCUUUGUGUCCCAUUGGAAAGCCACUGAUCAAUGUCAACCCUUGUUGAUUGGUAGGAAUAAGUUUCUUUCUUCCAUUCCUUACUGGAACACAAAUGUUUUUGGGAAUUUGAAUAUGCAAAAAAAGAUCUUAUUAGCUAGACUCAAUGGCAUUCAACUUUCUUUAGCAAACAGAUAUUCUAGAUUUCUUGUUAAUUUAGAAUAUGAUCUUAUCCAUGAGUUAAAUCUUAUCUAUAAAAAAGAAAGGGUUAUUUGGGCUAAAAAGGCUGGCAUAAAUUGGAGUAAAUUUGGUGAUUUUAACACCAAAUACUUCCACACUCUUGCCAAAGCUAGGAAAAGUAGAGGGAAAAUUUAA
Messenger RNA from Chenopodium quinoa (quinoa), 1122 nucleotides. RefSeq lists its product as uncharacterized. The record is from RefSeq and is a predicted model, not a curated record. NCBI's taxonomy places the organism in Eukaryota, Viridiplantae, Streptophyta, Magnoliopsida, Caryophyllales, Amaranthaceae. Gene Ontology annotation, molecular function: catalytic activity. The coding region runs from base 1 to 1122 and encodes 373 amino acids. The transcript has a single exon.